Molecule: messenger RNA, 1182 nt
Organism: Chinchilla lanigera (long-tailed chinchilla)
Lineage: Eukaryota; Metazoa; Chordata; Mammalia; Rodentia; Chinchillidae
Gene: Snrpa
Product: small nuclear ribonucleoprotein polypeptide A
Exons: 7
Coding region: 116-964 (282 amino acids)
Biological process (GO): mRNA splicing, via spliceosome
Cellular component (GO): U1 snRNP
Molecular function (GO): U1 snRNA binding
Source: RefSeq, a predicted model, not a curated record
CGCAGGGAUUGGCUUGCGGGCAGAUAAAGGUGGGACCGGGAAAGGAACCAUUGUGGUCUGGUCUGAAGAACUUGGCUGGCGCUCCUUGCUCUACCUGCGGCCUUCUUGCCCUACCAUGGCCGUGCCCGAGACCCGCCCCAACCACACUAUUUAUAUCAACAACCUCAAUGAGAAGAUCAAGAAAGACGAGCUGAAGAAGUCCCUGUACGCCAUCUUCUCCCAGUUUGGUCAGAUCCUGGAUAUCCUGGUGUCUCGCAGCCUGAAGAUGAGGGGCCAGGCCUUUGUCAUCUUUAAGGAGGUCAGCAGUGCCACCAAUGCCCUGCGCUCCAUGCAAGGUUUCCCCUUCUACGACAAGCCCAUGCGUAUCCAGUAUGCCAAGACCGACUCAGACAUCAUUGCCAAGAUGAAGGGUACUUUUGUGGAGCGCGACCGCAAGCGGGAGAAGAGGAAGCCCAAGAGCCAAGAGACGCCUUCUGCCAAGAAGGCUGUGCAGGGUGGGGCGGCAGCCCCGGUGGUGGGAGCUGUCCAGGGCCCUGUCCCGGGCAUGCCACCAAUGACUCAGGCUCCCCGCAUCAUGCACCACAUGCCGGGCCAGCCGCCCUACAUGCCGCCUCCUGGCAUGAUCCCGCCUCCAGGCCUCGCACCAGGCCAGAUUCCCCCUGGGGCCAUGCCGCCACAGCAGCUUAUGCCAGGGCAGAUGCCACCUGCCCAGCCUCUCUCGGAGAAUCCGCCCAAUCACAUCCUGUUCCUCACCAACCUGCCCGAGGAGACCAACGAGCUCAUGUUGUCCAUGCUUUUCAACCAGUUCCCUGGCUUCAAGGAGGUCCGCCUGGUGCCUGGGCGGCACGAUAUCGCCUUCGUGGAGUUUGACAACGAGGUGCAGGCAGGGGCUGCUCGCGACGCCCUGCAGGGCUUUAAGAUCACCCAGAACAAUGCCAUGAAGAUCUCCUUUGCCAAGAAGUAGCACCUUUUCCCCAGGCCUGCCCCUGCCCCUGUUCUGGGGCGCCCCCUCCCCUCUUUGGCUCAGUCCCUGAAGGUAAGUCCCCCUUUGGGGGCCUUCUUGGAGCCGUGUGUGAAUGCGUGGUCGCCACACAGCAUUGUACCCAGAGUCUGUCCCCAGACAUUGCACCUGGCGCUGUUAGGCUGGAAUUAAAGUGUUUUUUGAGGUGUGGUUUUUCACAA